Molecule: messenger RNA, 1281 nt
Organism: Aureobasidium musti
Lineage: Eukaryota; Fungi; Ascomycota; Dothideomycetes; Dothideales; Saccotheciaceae
Source: the annotation of a GenBank genome assembly
AUGGACCUCACCGUAAGGCAUAUUGUUCGUAACAAUUCUCUAUGGUCACUGAUAUACAACAGGACCUUCGCCGAGUCUAUGAGCACUGUGUCAAGCAGAGAGAGGGCGAGGCCCUUGUUAAGCCAACAACAGAUUCUUUACAGAUUCUUCGAGCAGAUGAAUGGAAUGAUCUCCGUUGGCGAGCACCUCACACGCGACAACACCAUCCACUCUCAGAGCAUCGAACAUAUACGCAAGGCUUUCGAUCAGGUCUACCAAGCUUUUCUGAAUGAUUCCGACAAUGUGCCUCAGGUGACCCAGAACGUCACCAAGCCAGCAGAGACUGAAGACGAAGACACUGGAAACAAGAACGAGGAUAAAAACAAAGAUGCCGAAAGGUUCAAGAAAAGAAAACUCAGAAACGAAACAGAAUGUGCCCUUGAGAAGGCUCGCACCUGCCCCGUGACACCCACUGGUGANGAAGAUGAUGACUGGGCAACAAAGCUGCCCAGUUACAUGAGGCUCAUGAACGACCAAGUUACCAGUCCUACCUCGAAAGCUCUUCAAGAGCUCCUUCUCGCUAUCUGGUCUGAUACUGGUGUUAAGAGUGUUGUCGCCUUGGCCAACCACGCGUGUAAGAACCCUUCCGCUGUUCAUUGCACCUGGGCUCUCAACGCUGUUGGCAAGGAUCAAGAAUUCUCUGGCUACGAAGAUCUUACUGAAGCUAUCGCCCGCGUCCUCCACGUCCGCUCUGCUGUUGUCGCCAUGUCAGCAAUCGACUCUAUCAUCACGCAUGUCACCGCUGCCAGAAUACUUGAGGAGUUCAUCAACGAGCUCAACAGUCGUCAUGGUGAACUGUACGAGGCUUGUAACGCUGCCGUCAGUCAGAAGAUGCACCCUUAUGGCAGAAGAGAUCUCGGUGACUCAUACAAAGUCUUCCUCCUCAGAAAGGCUGUUCCGCAAGACAAGGCUGCCAUUGACCGCGCUCUCAAAGUCGGUAAAGUUCUUUCCUGGCUGGAGAAGUAUUUUGGAAGCGGUGUUUUUGCAAUGCUUCUUCAAAGCCCAUGGGAGCAGCUGGCGUUCAAAGCCUACGAUUUUACAGUCUCUGACACUUUGACGGAGCUGAGCGACGGAAGUCCCUCUCUGAGCAAGAUCACAGAGUGUGUGUACACAAAUGUGUGGCGUCACGUCACCGAUCUCAACCAGUUCGGCAAAGAUAUCCCCACACUCAACUACGAUAUAAUGUUGGAUGAGGAGAUUGAAGAAUCAUCAAUCUUGGAGCUGAUUUCCCCGGUUGAUUGA